UCGUUUGAAAAAAAUGGUACGAUACACCCCCCGUAUCGUAAAAAGGGGGUGUAUCGGCCCUGUAUCGCACGUAUCGUACGAUACGGGCUAAAAACGCAAAAGGGGGCCCAAGACCUACUUAUUCGGCUUCUUUUUGAAAUUUUUCUUCCGUUCUUCAUUUCUAACAAUUGGAUAGUGCCGUGAGGGAGAGCGAUCGUUCAUUUUCACCAUGAAAAACUUGAUUUUCAUUGUCAAAUCGAAGAUUAAGUGGUCGAUUUGUGCGUGGGUGCUUGAUUUUUGUGGGAAGGAAAGGGGUUUUCUUCAUUUCAGACAUUUCUUCUUCGUAAGGUAUGAAAUCUCAUGUUCUUACCAUAUAUUCUUAAUUUUUUACCGUUUAAUCGUACAUUGGAAGACUUUGAGUGUUUUUCAUUAAGUUUACCAUAGGAUUUCGUUUUUUUUUUUUGAAGAUAUGGAUCUUACAUGGCAAUGGUGCGAAAGGGUGAAGGAGAAUAACCGUUUGAAACUCAAAUGUGGCUUCUCUGGGAAUACAUUUUCAGGAUGGAUUAUUAGAAUGAAACACCAUUUGGCAGGGACCUCCAAAGAUGCGUCUCCUUGUGUUGGAGGACCAAACAAACCUUUGCCUCCAUUUGUGUGUCAACAAUGUUUAGAUAUGCUUCAUGCUUUACGUCAAAAGAGAAUACAAAAAGAAAUUGAAGAUGCAGAUGUAGGCUAUAAUGUGCCUUUGGAAGAUGAAGAAGAAGAGGAAGAAGCUUAUGAAUGUGAUGAUGAAGACGAUAGCAGUCUAAGAACAGAUUUGGAGACCUCAAGAGGUAGAGAUCGUAGAGGAAAAGGGAUUAUGUAUGAAGGAGGUCAAUCUGGCCUAACGGGAAGGAAGAGAAGAGGCACAAUAGAUAUUAGGGCCAAGCGUGGUAUGCGACCACCUAGUGGUAGAGUUCCUACUGGUAGGUCUAGUGUUGGCUCUAUUAAGAGUUUUUUCCCUUCAUAUACCAGCCCAAGUGGUCCGCCGCAGAUUCGUGCUGCUAUGACAUCUAAAAGUAUAGAACAUUUUAUUGGAGUCCAUGUGCCACUCAUUGUGUUAAUCUAAUGCUUCAAGAUCUUAAUGAGAUGCAUGAUAUGAAAUCAGUCAUUGACCAAUGUCAAGAGGUAACAAAAUUUAUCUAUAAUCAUGCAUAUGUAUUGAGUUUGAUGAGAAAAUUUACAAAAGGAGUUGAAUUAAUACGACCUGCACAAACUAGAUUUGCCACAAAUGUAUUGACUGUGCAGAGUGUGGUGAAACAAAGAACUCCUUUGAGACAGAUGUUUGCUAGUGAAGAAUGGGCUGCAUAUCCACAUGCUCAUAAAAGAAAUGCUUCUUUAGUUGUGGAUAUUAUAUUCAAUAACGUAUUUUGGGAAUCAUGUGUGAAGCUAUUGAAGGUUUGUGUACCAUUAGUUAAGGUUCUCAGGUUGGCUGACAGCGAGGACAGACCUUCCAUAGGGUACUUAUAUGAGGCUAUGGACAAAGCAAAAGAGGCAAUUCGAGACAACUUAAAGGAGAAUAAAAAGUUAUAUAUGCCCAUAUGAAAGAUUAUAGAUAAAAGGUGGACUGGACAACUUCAUCAACCUCUUCAUGCAGCAGCUUAUUAUCUAAAUCCUGCAAUUAGAUUUUCUCCUACAUUUAAGAAGGACAGAGAAGUCAUGCAUGGUUUGUUAGAUUGUAUUAAUGUGUUAGUGGAAGAUUCUACAGAACAAGAUGCUGUGCACAAUGAGUUGGAUCUAUAUGAUAGUUGUUAGUUGGAUCUAUAUGAUAGUUGUUUUCGGAACAUGGGACUACCUGCCGCCGUUCGAGCCAGGAUAACGAUACGUCCAGGUAAAUACAUAGAAAUUUUUAAUUUACUUUGCAUUUGUUACAUUUGAUUCUUUUAAAACUUUCACACUGAUUUGUUAUAUUUUUGUUUAGAUUUGUGGUGGAAUAGGUAUGGGUUUGAUUGUCCAAACCUAGCACAUUUUGCAGUCAAAGUCCUCAGCCAGACAUGCAGUGCUAGUGGAUGCGAAAGGAACUGGAGUGUGUUCCAACAUAUCCAUAGCAAAAAAAGGAAUAGGCUCGAACAUAAAAGGUUGAAUGACCUUGUCUUUGUUCGAUAUAAUAUGAGGUUGAAACAAAGAGAAUUAGAAAAAUCAUUAGCAAGUAAGCACACAUCUCAGUUCGAUCCUAUCAGCUUGGACAAUUUUGACGAUCUAGAGCCAUGGAUUAAAGAAGAACCAGGUACAAUAUUUGAUGAUGAAGAUCUUGAAUGCUUCAACCUUGAAGCUGAAGCAACAGAAGGCUUUGUUGAUGAAGGAGAGUCUGCUACUGCUGAUGCUGAAUAUGUUGGUGAAGAUCUUCCAAUUCUUGACGAUGAAGAAGAAGAAGAAGAAGAUGAAGAUGAAGAUGAUGAAGAUUAUGAAUGAUGAAUCAUGAAUGAGAGUCAAGUCAAGAGUGUUUUCAUUUUAUAUGUAACAAAAACUUAAGAGUUAUGAAUCUAUGGUUGUUGAACACUUGAUUGAAUGUUUUAUGACUUUAUCACUUUAUGGCUUAUGGCCUUAUGCUUUGUUGAAUGAUAUUGUAUUAUUUAUUGUUAUGAAUUUUGAUAUUUAUGAAUGAUGAACGCGUAAGUUUAUAGCAAUAAUAAGUCUAUCAUUAUCUCAAACAUGUUUUCUAUAAACAAUUUAUUAUUUUUAAUUUUUUUUAUUUUUUUAUGAAUUUUCCGAAUUUUUUUUAAAAUUUUUCUGAUUUAUUUAUAAUUUUUAAAAAAAAAUUACGAUACGGUUACGAUACGUUACGAUACGGCGUAUCUUAAAGCACGACCGAUGCACGACCGAUACGGCUUACGAUACGCGUUUUACAACAUUGAAGGAAACAAAUGAUGUAAAAUCAUGGCCUACUCCUUGCCUCCUAAAUGACAUCAAGAAACAACGCAAGAGAAUUCCAAGCAGUACU
Messenger RNA from Nymphaea colorata (pocket water lily), 2956 nucleotides. RefSeq lists its product as uncharacterized. The transcript is spliced from 2 exons. The coding region runs from base 2125 to 2427 and encodes 100 amino acids. The record is from RefSeq and is a predicted model, not a curated record. NCBI's taxonomy places the organism in Eukaryota, Viridiplantae, Streptophyta, Magnoliopsida, Nymphaeales, Nymphaeaceae.